Molecule: messenger RNA, 399 nt
Organism: Eruca vesicaria subsp. sativa (arugula)
Lineage: Eukaryota; Viridiplantae; Streptophyta; Magnoliopsida; Brassicales; Brassicaceae
Source: the annotation of a GenBank genome assembly
AUGGAAAGAAGACAAUAUUACCAAGAAAACAACCAUAACUCUUCCAUGGUGGUGCCUCACUCUCCGUGGCACUCUCCGGUUCCUUAUCUCUUCGGUGGUUUGGCCGCCAUGAUGGCUCUCAUCGCCUUCGCUCUUCUCCUCCUCGCUUGUUCUUACUGGCGACUCUCUGGCUCGGCUGAGAGAGACGUCGAGGCAGGAAAUGAUGGCAAAUCCGACGGUGAAACUCACACGGACAAGCCCACGGAGAGGCCGGAGAAGUUUCUAGUCAUCAUGGCCGGCGAUGACAAACCAACUUACUUGGCUACGCCGGUGAAUAGGUCUGACCACAUCUGUACUUGCGGCGAUCAUAAGAAAGAAGUGGGUAUUGAUCAAAAACAGAUCAAUCAUUACGGACUAUGA